Molecule: messenger RNA, 1418 nt
Organism: Pecten maximus
Lineage: Eukaryota; Metazoa; Mollusca; Bivalvia; Pectinida; Pectinidae
Product: protein Ycf2-like
Exons: 7
Coding region: 548-1390 (280 amino acids)
Source: RefSeq, a predicted model, not a curated record
AAAAGUGGUCUGCGGAAUGCAAUCUCGUGUCUGCAUAUUAAAGGAGUUAUGCCAACAAAGGUGACGGGGACACGCUGGAUGGCUCAUCUUUCUAGAGGGAUAGAUGCAUUUCUAAGAACUUUCAGGGCAUAUGAGGCACACCUCUCUACUCAAAGCCACGAGAAAGCCAAGGCAGGAGGUCUCUUGAAGAUCAUGAUCAACAUGAAUGUCCUUUGCUUCAUCCUCUUCCUUAAGGAAAUCUUGAAACCAUUGAUGAUGCUUUCACUUAAGCUCCAGGCUCCUGCUACAACUGUUGGAGACACCUGUGUGUGGGUAGAGGCUACUGUAAAUCUAUUGAAAGAUCUUAGAUCAAGACUUUGGAGCUGAUGCUAUUGUGGCAGUGACUUCCAACUACCGAAACACAUUCCAUCAUGUCAACCCAAGUUUUGAUACUGAUGUUGCCCUAGAAGAGUUCAAGUUGUUGAAAAGAGUUCUGUAUGCAAGGCACGGUGCAGAUUUGAAGGCUUUGAAAUGGAAUAAUGUGCAGGACCUACAGGAUUUUCCACACAUGGCCUUGGUAAUAGAGCUGCUGCAUUGUCUUCCACCAACGAGUGUCAGCUGUGAAACAACAUUUUCACAAAUGAAGCUGAUCAAGACAAGCAGACGGAUAAGCAUGUCCAAUGAAACAUUGAACAACCUUCUGCUGGUCAAACUCCAGAGUCCGUGCAUCCCAGAAUUUAAUCCUAAGGAUUCCAUUGAUGACUGGCUUCUCUCAUCUUUGAUGCCAAGGAGGCCACACUACCGAAGAUCUACUGGUAAAAGAGAGAAACAGACUGACCUGGAAAAUGUAACCAAUGCAGCUGGUACAGCCCACAACAACAUUGAUGAGAUUGGUAAUCCUACUCACCUACAGGAUGGGGCCCAGAUUGAGAGAGAAGAUGAUUUAGAGACUGAAGAGAUUGAGGGAAUAAAAGAGGGUGAAACUCAGAUUGAGGGAAAGAAUGAGGAUGAGAUUGAGGGAAAGAAUGAGGGUGAGACAAAGAUUGAGGGUGAUGUUGAGAGAAAGAUUGAGGGCGAGACAGAGAUUGAGGGUGAUGUUGAGAGAAAGAUUGAGGGUGAUACAGAGAUUGAGAGUGAUGUUGAGAGAAAGAUUGAGGGUGAUACUACAGAGAUUGAGAGUGAUGUUGAGAGAAAGAUUGAGGGUGAUACUACAGAGAUUGAGGGUGAUGUUGAGAGACAGAUUGAUGGUGAAUGGUCUAGGGAAGAGGACAGCAUCAUAAGUGAGGAAGAACAACUCAUGAGACUUGAUUUAAUCUUUGGAAAAGAUGCAGAUGAUUUUGACUAUUCUGAAGACUAUCAAGGCGAAGAGGAGAACUUUGAAAAUAUCAUGAUGUUUUCAAGAAGUUGUUAAUAGUUUUGCAACGAUCAUGUGUGUCUUU